Molecule: messenger RNA, 853 nt
Organism: Saccoglossus kowalevskii
Lineage: Eukaryota; Metazoa; Hemichordata; Enteropneusta; Harrimaniidae
Product: methyltransferase-like protein 27
Source: RefSeq, a predicted model, not a curated record
GAUACCAACACGAUAUUAGCAUUUAUCUUGUUUCAUGCAAGUAUGGCAACCAAUGAAAACGUUGACCGAGCAUUUCGUAAUAUGGUAACUAUUCGUGAUUCGACGAAAUCGUCACAGGAGAUAAGGGAACACUAUAAUACAUGGAGUAAAACUUUUGAAAAGGAAGCUGCACUCUUGGGUUGGAAUGCACCAAAAUAUACAGCGAAAUGUUUGUCUGACUUGUUGCCUGAACGCAAUGCCUACGUUUUAGAUUGUGCAGCAGGAACAGGUCUUGUUGGGUUGGAGCUUAAACACCUUGGAUACAGAAACAUUGACGCCGUUGAUCUUUCUGACGAUAGUUUGCAAAAAGCCGAACUCAAAGGCUGUUAUAGACAACUAAUAUGUGCAAAAUUGAAUGAGCAUCCGAUUAUGACAAUUAAGCCAGACACAUAUGAUGGCAUUGUUUGUUGUGGUGCUUUCAUUGAUGGACAUCUAAAUGAUAAAUGUUUGAUAGAAUGGAGUAGAAUACUGAAACCAAAUGGGAUUAUCUGUAUUUGCCUCAAUACUAAAUUCAUAUCACAACUCGAGGGACCUGUAUUGGAUCGAUUACUGAAAGACAACAUUCUGGAACAAGUACAGAAAAUAAUAGUUUCCAAUUAUGUUCAAGAAGAAGAUGGAUAUGUGGUAUCAUUUCGAUUACUAAAAAAUCAACCGCAGUGAGGUCAAUCAUCUAUGAUAUAAUUUCAUCUUCUCACUCAAUUACUUCUUACCUACUGACUGCUAUAUUCAAGGAAGUAAUAAUCGAACUCGGAUGUGUUGGUUGGUAUAAAUGUAACUCUGAGUUUAAACUAAUAAUAAAACAUACAGUCAAACU